Cajanus cajan (pigeon pea) is the source of this 620-nucleotide messenger RNA. RefSeq names its product FK506-binding protein 12 (gene FKBP12). The record is from RefSeq and is a predicted model, not a curated record. Gene Ontology annotation, cellular component: cytoplasm. Gene Ontology annotation, molecular function: peptidyl-prolyl cis-trans isomerase activity. NCBI's taxonomy places the organism in Eukaryota, Viridiplantae, Streptophyta, Magnoliopsida, Fabales, Fabaceae.
GCAUGGCAUUGAUCGCUCGCAGCCAUUGAAGGAAGUACUCACAGAAGAGGAGAGAAAGAGAAUCCGAAGAAGAAGAAGAAGAAGAAGAAGAUGGGAGUGGAGAAGCAGUUGGUAAGGCCUGGAACUGGUCCCAAGCCAGUUCCCGGUCAGAACGUCACCGUUCACUGCACCGGUUUCGGGAAGAACGGUGACCUUUCUCAGAAAUUUUGGAGCACAAAGGAUCCUGGCCAGAGCCCUUUUACAUUCAAAAUCGGCCAAGGUUCUGUUAUCAAAGGAUGGGAUGAAGGUGUGAUUGGCAUGCAAGUCGGUGAAGUUGCUCGUCUCCGGUGCUCCCCUGAUUAUGCUUAUGGUACUGGUGGCUUUCCUGCUUGGGGAAUACAGCCCAACUCUGUUUUGGAAUUUGAAAUCGAAGUCUUGAAUGCGCAAUGAAAACCUUCUUAGUCUGUCCCUGUCCAGAGAAUAAAAUCAUCCAUUUUCAUGGAUAUAUGUGUAAUGGUAUCCCCACAUUGUGACUCUGUGAGUGAUAUCAACAGUGGUUGAGUUGUUUAACUGAAAUACUAAAUAACUUAUUGGAUGUUCUCAGACUAUCUAAUAUUAUGUUUGGUAGCCUUUACUGUCUC